AGCGACCGUGGAAUAAAGGAGACGAAGUAGGCAGCCAGGUUCGGAGACCCACACACAGUCAUCAAACAGUCAAAACUGGCAAAAAUAUCUAUGAGAAGCUGUCUGGAGACUGGAUCCAGACAGCGGGGGAUGGAGCGGCCCGACAACCCUCCUGCUACCUUUCUCCAUACAACUCGCUGACCUUGAACCUCCACUGUAAUAGCAGGAACGAUAGGGAGACAAAGACACUCCUCUUUGUGAAACCCUGAGAUACAGCUUGGGUGAGAGGUGGACAGAACUGUACGAAAUAAAAAGGGAACACAGAGAAUAAGAGAGACAACGUGACGUGUUGGACAUCCAGUGAGGAUCGAGAGCCUCAGGGUGGUUCGAUCAUGAAAUCUUCCGUCUCUGUGGGGCCCCCUUCUGGCCUGCUACUGGUCCUGAUGUGCUGCCCGCUGCUGGGCUUGGUCCAGUCUGCCAGCAGCAACAAGGCCAGCGAUAACAUACACCCACACCUGGGAGACACUGACCCUGAGCGCUGCAUGAGGCACCACUUUGUGGAGACCAUCACACACCCGAUUUACAAGUGCAACUCAAAGAUGGUGUUGCUGGCGCGCUGCGAGGGCCACUGCAGCCACACGACCCGCUCCGACCCCCUCAUCUCCUUCAGCUCGGUGCUCAAACAGCCGUUCAAGAGCACCUGCUCCUGCUGCCGGCCACACACCUCCAAGCUGAAGGCGGUGAGGCUGCGGUGCGCUGGCGGGACUCGCAUUACGGCCACUUACAGAUACAUCUUAGCCUGCAACUGUGAGGAGUGCAGCUGAGCAGGGAGCACCACCCUCCCAAACCCUCAAGACUCAGGAUCCUCUUGGCCUUGGGCUGUACUCUAAAACUAUUCAGAGGUUUUUGGUUGAUUAUUGGAUCCGAAAAAGGAGGAGCGGCUCAAGUUGCUUGUUGUUAUCUUGGGAGUGAUAGUUUGGAGCAAUUGUACCACUCUACAUAGGCCUUAAUAUUGACCCGCAGCCUUUGGAACAUAGACAGAACAUACUAUACCCUCUCCGUUAUGUGCAUUCAAUCAGUACAAAUCAUACGAAGCAUAUUACACAAGGCCAGACACCACAAACUGCUGCUCCCAUGGGCCGGAUGGAGACCCUCCUCACUGCGGAGACGCACUGCACUCAUCACAGGCCUCCGUAAUUCAUAACACACAUGCUCACAAACCACAGUAUGAGAGCUCAUUAAAUAUAUCUGUAACAGCUUUCUGUCUGCUCCAUAAAAACCCCACCGCACAUUUGACAACAAAACAACACGCCUCGUUAAAAAGCAGCAUGGGAAAGGAUGAGGCUUGAUGAGAACGAGCGGGUCCACAUGUGCCCAGACAUGUGGUGGAUCUAUAGACCAGCACCUGCGCUGUGCUUAUUCACCCAAUAACAUUUUACACACUCCCUGCAGACUUUAUCUAGCUGUGUAAAACAUGAGCGAUGCUGACAGGAGAGCUCGUCAGGCGAACAAUAAGAGAGAAGUGGCAGACAGUGUAAGAAGAGCUCUGAGGACGCAGGAAGACCAAGGAGAAAGGUUAAGCCAGCGUCUGGGUGGUGGUGUGGAUUGUCAAUAGACUGUCAAGGCUAGCAGUGUUCAUUUUAAAUCUAAUCUAUUCUGUUUGAAUCUUUGUGAUGUUUCUGUCUGCAUUAUUGAAACUGUAACUGGUGGAUCAAACAAGCUGCGCUUUGCCUGUUGCAUAUUGACAUGGAAAGACUUGGAGGAAACAUGUUUGCUCUGCAUACAUCUGUCCAGCCUGCAUACCGUUUCCUCCUAGUCCACCAUGGUGAAUACAAACUCACGUGUGAUUGAUUCGGUGUGUGUGCCAGGCUCUAAACUUUAUUGGCCAUCAGAUCUUGUGGUCAGUUUAUCUGAAUUCAAAAAGUCAGUCCCAUUGUACCAAUUGUGGUUUCUUCUAUUAAAACUCCAGUUUUCCUACACUACAAACAUUUCAGGGCAUGAACAAAGUAAUGGGGGGUUUUAUGGCCGCAGAAAAGGGCCAUAAUUAUUUGGAUUUUAUUAGCAACUGAAUACGUUUUUUCAUGACAUAAAUAGAAUAUUGAAUAGAAUAGAAAGAUUUUAAUUUGAAAUCUAUCUGACUUAAAAAUUCAAAUUAAGCUCAGUUUAAUUCUGAUCUAAAACAUUCAAGUGAGGUAAAAAAAAUAAUAAUAAUAAUAAUCUUGUUGACUGGCUACAUCCAGACACCAGAUCAAUCAGACCUUUGUCUGACUGUCUCAGGUUACAUCGUCUCAGUCACAUGAUCCAAGAAAGAAAAGUUCUGAUGAAGGACUGGAAACUUCAGACACUGGAAUUUUCUGAAUUUGUGAACUUGAUUUUUUGUUUUUUUUUUUAAAUAAGGGAAUUCAAACCAUAUGAUGGCGCUCUGGUACCAGCUUGACUCAUCUAUACUCAACUCGCUUUUGGUGCCCCGUCCUCCAUUUUCCAUUGCAGAUAUAUGCCGCAUUCCAGACCGGUCGGGAACUGGGAAUUUUCAAAGUUGAAAUAUUUGACUUCCGACCUCAAAUCGUUUCAAGUGCAUGGUGGUGCAUGACGCCAAAUGUAAACAAUAAACAUGGCUAGCUAACUGUAACAAACUUAUGUUUCUUUUCUGUGUUUACUUUAACCAGCUGCCUAGUAACAUUGACAAAAUAUGUCUACAUCAAUUUACAUGCAGAACAAGUUUCACUAUUUGAUACUAAUAUGUAUUCUUUUUAAUUUAAUACUUUACUUUGCCUUUUAGUUCAUGGUUUACCAUUUACAAUGUGUGCUUCCAUGGGAGCUGCCAUUAUUGCGUGACGUCAUUCGGCUGCUACUGGUGGUACAUAUUUUUCACAAGUAGGAAAUCCGACUUCAGGUGGUGUUCCAUAGUACUUUUUCUAGUUGGAGGUUGGAAAUUUCCCUGUUCCGAGUUGCCUGAAAUGCACCCUUCAAUCUCACUGGUCAUCAUAGCGAAGCCACACGAAACUGCCCGUGACGUAGCCUAAUCUUCAAUGUGAAACCUUUUUAUAUACAGUUAAUGCGUGAAACACAUCGGUGACCCACACAUAACCAAACGCCCCACACACCUCUCCACACAUAGGACUCAUUUGACCAUGGCGUGGACUUGCGGGUUGCCAUAAUAAUGAUAAAGUGAUAAAGUACAGAGAGUAUCCUUACAGUUACUAUCUCGCAAUCUUUUGCUAAACUAUUUAAAAAUGGUGGGUUUGUUCAGGACGCCCCGUCUGGCACGCACAAUGAUGAUGCAGUGAAAUGUGACAAUUCUCUCUGACCAAUCUGUAGUGUUUCGACAGCGGCGAUACCAAAAAGCCUACCAGAUACCUACCAGGAACCAGAUUUAUCCAAUGGAAAACCAAAAACAGAGAGUAGAGGUGAGGUGCAUUGAGCUGGUACCAUCGGGUGGAAAAGUGACUUAAGGUUUACAAUCAGUGGUAUCAGCAGCAACGUGUUUGUAACAGCAGGAUUUUUUUCCAUCUCUGACACAGCUGUGGGAAAGUGAAGAGUAAGCAGUCUGAUAGCAAUGGGAGAAGUUUACAAACAGUAACGCUGGACUACAAACAUGCAUCGCUUCCUCGUGCACAGGAAUGGCGGACUCCACCACUAACAACAAACACAACUAUAAAAAGAGAUACUGCAGUUACCAUAAAUUGCAUCAAAAGUGGGGUUUGAUUUUAAUGAAAGUUAUAAGUAUUCAGUGGUGGUUCAAACACACCAUUGCUUGUACAGUUACUUUAAUUAGGCCUAUUAUGGCAUUCCUUUGCUUCCUUAGGUUUUGACUGGCAUUCCAGCAAAAAAAAUGCAAAUGUCAAGAAAAGUCUCUUUGAUGAUAAAAAACAAAAAGUUAUUCUGAUGUCUGCAGAAUCAUGGCUUACUUGUAACCUCACUGAAACUUGUAUCCAAUAUACCUUAAUGAAAACCAGCCUGUUACUCUCCAGCCUGAGGUACAACAAAGCUGAACGUAAAAGAAAUAAAAACUGAGAAGUAUAAAAGAAGACUGGAGGUGGUCGAGUGCUCAGAAAGACUGUCCAUUUUGGCAGUUAUGUCAGUGACGGAUGCGAUCAGCAGAGGUGUCUAUGAGCAAGACACUGAAUCCUUGACUUCCCUGAGGGAGAAUAAAAGCCAAAUCUCCUCGUGUGUAUUAAUUGUCCCAUUAAAAAUGUAUGUGAAUGCGUGACAUGUUACAGCUACAAGCCCUCGCCCUUAUAGCUUACAGACUUUAUGGUUUUUCCACACACACAUGCAUACAGUAUAUGCACCCUGUACAGAUGUGUUGUGUUCAGAGCUGAAAUGUUACCCUCCCCUGUGAAACAGCCCAAUAUGCUGCUCUGUGGACGUUUCAAUCCCGACUGCAACUGACAGCACGGCCAGCUGCUUCACACGUGAACAUAAUAAAAUCGUUUUCCUUUGA
Micropterus dolomieu (smallmouth bass) is the source of this 4423-nucleotide messenger RNA. RefSeq names its product norrin cystine knot growth factor NDP. The record is from RefSeq and is a predicted model, not a curated record. The coding region runs from base 372 to 803 and encodes 143 amino acids. Gene Ontology annotation, biological process: Wnt signaling pathway. The transcript is spliced from 3 exons. NCBI's taxonomy places the organism in Eukaryota, Metazoa, Chordata, Actinopteri, Centrarchiformes, Centrarchidae.